AUGGCUCUGUACUUACUCAACAUCUCUGCUGACGGUCAUUCUGACACCCUGCCGUAUGAAUCCUAUGGUACGUGCAGGAAUAGCACCAUUGAAUAUUUUGUUGAAAGUAUAAACCGCUGCUGCAGCAAAUGCAGUCCAGGUACUCGAAGGAAAACAGAAUGCACUACUGUCACAGAUACGGGCUGUGAGAAAUGCCAAGACGGAAUGUACACAGGCUUUAAUUAUUACCCUAAUUGCUUUAGAUGCAGUAAAUGUGAUGCAGGAAAAGGUCUGGAAUAUAAGAAGGUUUGCACAAGAGAAAGUGAUGCAUUGUGUGUUUGUAAGCCUGGCUGGUUCUGCACCAUGGACUAUGAAGCGCCAGUUUGUUCCCAGUGCAAAAAGUACAAACAAUGUCCUGCUGGCAAAGGAGCCAAAUCACCAGGGAAGCCUGACAGCGACAUACAGUGUGAUUUUUGUCCAGAAGGAACAUUUUCUAAUGAAAGUAGUAGCCUGCCUUGCAAGCCACACACACGGUGUGACCUACAGGGAAAAAGUGUGCUCCAAUCUGGCACUUCGACAAAAGACACUAUUUGUGGACCAAGUGUGAUUAUAACCACCAGACCAGUUACUGCUCAUCAAAUUUACUCCUCAGUCCAGACUACAGAAGAAGUGUUUUCACCCACAGUUGGCCUAACCACAUCUUUACCUUCUGCUACUAAUGUCCAACAAGAUUUUCUGACCACUUCCACCAAAGUGUCUCCAUCACAUGUUCCUGGAGAGAAUACGUUUCUCUAUUGGAUUGGUCUGGCUGCUUUUGCUACUGUUGUGAUACUACUUCUGCUGAUUGUGGCUGCUUGGAAUUGUCACAGGAAAGGUAUAUUGACAGAUACAUUGAAACCAGCAGUCAAUGGCGCCAGUGCGACAGGACAGGGUUCUGACCCACACGGGCUCUACAGCCCAGUAGAACACGAGUUUCUUAUAUCAGAGGGUAAAACUGACCCCUCAACAUCAUCCUCAGACAGCCACAGCCAGAGCACAGGAAUCAGUCAGGACUGCAAUCAUGUCGAGCUGCCAAGCGUUUCCAAUCAAUGUGUGAACCUCAGCUUCACAGCCACAUUUAACUGCCAGGUAAACCCAUCCUCAGGUACAUGCUCUAUUCCCAUCAGUCCUUGCAUGCAGCCAGUGGAGGAUGAGUUUCCACUUUCUGAAGAGGAAGAGCUGUGCAUGUCCUCGCAAGAAGAGGAUGGCAAAUGUGCCUUACCGUCAGUGCAAGAGAGUGAAAUGACUGUACUGAAGGUUUCGGAAAGUCCACCAACUUCUCUCUAUUGUCAACGGUGA
Molecule: messenger RNA, 1317 nt
Organism: Trichomycterus rosablanca
Lineage: Eukaryota; Metazoa; Chordata; Actinopteri; Siluriformes; Trichomycteridae
Gene: tnfrsf1b
Product: tumor necrosis factor receptor superfamily, member 1B
Exons: 9
Coding region: 1-1317 (438 amino acids)
Biological process (GO): extrinsic apoptotic signaling pathway; regulation of T cell cytokine production; positive regulation of membrane protein ectodomain proteolysis
Molecular function (GO): tumor necrosis factor receptor activity; tumor necrosis factor binding
Source: RefSeq, a predicted model, not a curated record